CCCAGAACUGAGCCUCUACUUUAGUCAAUCCUCUUUGUCUCUGUCCCUGGUAUUUUUUUAAUUUAUUUUCUCAAGAAAUCAGACCACCACAAUAUCGCAGGUGAAAAAAUGACUGAAGAGUCUCAGCAGCCGGUGACUGCUGUCAUCACACCAGGAGUUAAUUCCUUGACACAAGCCACCCCCAGUGCCGAUGUGGUAAAGCCAAAGGGUGACAACAAAAAAGAAAAAUGCAAACCAAUGACCAAGGUUGUGAUCAGACGAUUGCCUCCGUCAAUGACCCAAGACCAAUUCAUCGAGCAGGUUUCACCCCUUCCUGAACAUGAUUACUUGCACUUCGUCAAGGCAGACAUGUCCCUGGGACAACACGCCUUCUGCAGGAGCUACAUAAACUUCACAGACCAAAAAGACAUCUUCAUGUUCAGAGAGAAAUUCGAUAACUACGUGUUUGUCGAUGGUAAAGGGACUGAAUACCCAGCAGUUGUGGAGUUCGCACCGUUCCAGAGGCUUCCCAAAAAAAGAAUCGGGAGGAAGAAGGAUGUCAAGUGUGGUACCAUCGAGACUGAUCCCUAUUACGUUGCAUUUCUGGAUAGUCUUAAAAAUCUGGAGGCUGAUGCUGCUGGAACCCAGCCCAAGACUGAGUUCUCCUUUCAGCCGUUUGAUAAUGCUCAGAAGAAGGUCACCACCACUCCCCUGUUGGAGUACUUGAAGCAGAGGAAAAUGGAGAAGCAGAGGGUCAGGGAUGAGAAGAGAGAGGAGAGGAGGAGACGGGAUUUGGAGAGGAGGCGAGCCAAGGAUGAACCCACCAUCUCCAAGGUUUUGAAAAAUCCGGAUGCCGAGCGUGAAGUAGGCCGUGAGAAUAAAGAAAAUAAAGAAGAAAAGGAGAAACCCCAAAGAGAAUCGAAGGGCCGUAAAAAAGACGACAAAUUGCGUGAUAAAGUUCUGGGCCCGAGGGAUCGCGAGGGAAAAAUGGGAAAGGGUUACAAAGACGAUAGGAAACAGGAGCGCGAUGGAAAACACCAGAAGAAGCAUGAGGACAAGAAAUCGUACCGCCGUGAGGAGAAUCACCCCAAGGAGGAUAAGAAAGUCGAUGGGAAAAGCCAAAAAGAGCUCAAAGACGAUUUUCGGGAGCAGAGGGAGAGGAGGACUGAGGAGAAAAAGGGAAAGAGUUAUGAGAAGAUGAGGCAGGAGAAGAGGCGCCUGGCAGAGUCGAAAAAACAGGUGGAGGGAAGUGCAGAAAAUGUUAAAGAGGUGGGAAAGAGGGAUGAAGGGGAGAGGAGGAAAAAAGAGGGGAAAUUUGAGAGGGCAACCACCCCCCCGGAGAGGGCGGGGGUGACGGGGGUGGAAAAAUUGAGAGCAAGGAGAGAACCCCAAAGAAUUCUGGUGAAUAAUUUUUAUGAUGAAAAACUUUUGAUACAAUGAAAUUAUUAUUUUUUCCUCCAAAUUUUAACUAGUCGUCAUGAGUUUAAACGAUUCGAUUCAUUGAUUUUAGUUACCAAUUCCACUGACACAGAAUGUCGAGGAGAGGGUGACACCGUGAAAUCACCGGAGCCAAUUCAAAUCGAUAAAGAUCCCCGAGGAUUUGACAUGGACGACAGUGACACGUCCGCUGUAAAAAAAACUCUGAAAUUAUCUCGGAGAAGGAGUUCCUUGGAGAGCGGUGGAGAUGCUGGAGGUGGCGAUGGGGCACAACUCAGGAGACACAAGUCCCUGGACGGUGAUAACCAGAGUAAUCUCCAGAAAAAUUCCCACGACGAGAAGCAUAAGGAUAAAAAGGACUCCAGGAAGGAGCGGAGGAUAAGAAACAAGGAUCGACCUGCAAUGGAGAUUUAUCGCCCUGGAAUGGGAAGGUUCAGCAAACAGAGGAUCGACAGAGGAAAAUCCAAUACCGAGGAGAGAGCAACUUUAUCUGAAAGCCCCACUAAUACCUCGAGUGAUCAGAAAUCUGAAUUACGAUCUAUGACGUUUAAACGAAGUGUCAGUCGUGAUAAUCCAUAGUGAGAUGUUUUUUUUAUUCAAUAAUAAAAAGUUUAUUCCACUCAA
Molecule: messenger RNA, 2040 nt
Organism: Fopius arisanus
Lineage: Eukaryota; Metazoa; Arthropoda; Insecta; Hymenoptera; Braconidae
Gene: Upf3
Product: UPF3 regulator of nonsense mediated mRNA decay
Biological process (GO): positive regulation of translation; nuclear-transcribed mRNA catabolic process, nonsense-mediated decay
Cellular component (GO): nucleolus; cytoplasm
Molecular function (GO): mRNA binding
Source: RefSeq, a predicted model, not a curated record